CUCCCACAACAUCCGUGGGCGUCUUUCCCGCGAACGGGAUGCGCUCGCGCGGUGAGGCUGUGUAGCUCGGUGCUAGGCGCUGCAUGGAGGCUCAGGAUAGUGUCGUUAGGAUUAUCUCACUAGUGCAGUAAAAACACAACAUGGCGAAGCAAAGCUCCCUCUUCAACUUUUUCACAAAGUCUCCGCCGCCGGUGUCCAAGCCGAAGCCCAGUCCCUCUCCGGCCGAGGCGGACCUGCCGUCCUCCGUACAGAAGUCCAGCUCCUCUCCGAAAGAAGAAGCUAAACAGACACAGCAGCAACAACCAGCCAAGGCCAACAAAGUUAAAGCGAAAACUAACGACAAGUCUGUGAAAGGAGGGUUCAGCAAACUAUUUGGCGACAAGGCCGCAACAACCAAACAAAGCAGCAACACAUGCCCAUUCAGUGUUGGCUCCCUUGUGUGGGCAAAACUGGAGGGACACCCCUGGUGGCCAUGCAUGGUAGUACCCCAACCUCUGACUGGACAGCAGAUGAGGGGCCGUGGUCGGGACCAACGUAUACAUGUCCAUUUCUUUGAUGAACCUGCUACCAGAGGAUGGGUCAGCACCAAAUAUAUCCGAGAGUACCAAGGCUCUGACAGCAGUGAUGCUAAAACAGGAGGAGUGUUCUUCAGCGGCAAACCCAUAAUCCGUCGUGCAAUGGAGCUCGCUGAUGGAGUGAUGUUUGACAGCCCUGAGAAAAGAUUAAAGAUGCCUAUCUGUAUGGAUCCGUCUGAUGAGGAAGAGGAUGACGAUGAAGAAGAAAUGGAGGUUGACAAGUCAACAGUGACUGAUGAAGAGGUCAGUGAUGAGGAAGAACAGAAAAACGAGAAAGUGAAGUCGCCCAAGGUUGGUCGACGUUCAUCCCGUGCUUCAACAGAAAAGGGAAAUAAGGCCAAGCGUCGUCGCAUAAUUGUGGCCUCAGACAGCGAUGGCUCAGAUGAGGAAUUCAAACCAGAACAAGCUGCCUCCAGCAGUGAGGAUGAGGAGGAAGCAGCAACUGUGAGCAGUGAAGAGGAGGAAGAGGAGAGCCCCGAAGAGUCAGAAGUAGACAGCCCCGUCAAGCCUGCGAAGCGCAAACGUCCUGCAGAAAAGCCUGCUCCUGCAAAAGCCAAGAUACUUUCUGCCCCCUCGAACACACCAAAACGAGCUCCAGCAGCUGUUGCGCUCGACACAAAGUCCCGUUUGUCAGCCUUCUCUGCCCCAGAGAGCUUUGAGAGUCAGACAAACGGAUCAGGCGCCAGUGGAGGUGCAACAAUUUGGGACCACGAGAAGCUGGAGUGGUUGCAGGAUGGCAAGAGGAAAGACCGCCGGAGGCGGCGACAGACAGAGGAUGACUAUGAUCCCACCACAUUGUAUGUGCCAGAAGACUUUCUAAACAGAGUCACUCCGGGUAUGCGUCGGUGGUGGCAGCUCAAAUCUGAGAUGUUUGACACAGUCAUUUUCUACAAGGUGGGGAAGUUUUAUGAGUUGUAUCACAUGGAUGCUGUGGUCGGAGUCAACGAGAUGGGACUAACGUUCAUGAAGGGGACCUGGGCACACUCGGGCUUCCCAGAGAUUGGCUUUGGACGUUUUUCAGAUGUACUGGUCCAGAAAGGCUACAAGGUGGCACGUGUGGAGCAGACGGAGACCCCAGAGAUGAUGGAAGCACGCUGUAAGACCAUGGCUAAGCCCACAAAGUUUGACCGUGUGGUACGAAGAGAAGUGUGCCGCAUUAUCACACGUGGUACCCAAACCUACAGUGUACUGGACGGUGCGCCCUCUGAGAGUCAGAGUAAGUUCCUGCUGAGCUUAAAGGAAAAGGCUGAAGAAGAAAGCUCUGGCCGUUGCCGUACAUAUGGAGUCUGCUUUGUAGAUACGUCUGUGGGUUAUUUUCACGUUGGUCAGUUCCCAGACGAUCGUCACUGCUCACGUCUGCGUACCCUGAUCGCACACUUUGCCCCUGCUGAAGUGCUGUUUGAAAAGGGAAACCCAUCUGUUGAAACACGCAAAAUACUCAAAGCCUCUCUGUCCUCCGCUCUGCAGGAAGGACUUAAUGCAGGCACCCAGUUCUGGGAUGCUCAGAAGACUCUGAAAACCCUCUCAGAAGAAGAUUACUUCAGAGAGGCUGCUGGUAAGGACAAGGAUACAGGGAAUGACAUCCUUCCUGCUCUUAUAAAAAAGAUGACCUCUGAGAGUGACUCACUGUGCCUUACUCCUAAAGAGGGCUAUGAGCUGGCUCUGUCAGCACUGGGUGGAUGUAUUUUCUACCUGAAGAAAUGUCUGGUGGACCAGGAGCUGCUCUCUUUGGCCAACUUUGAAGAAUAUGUCCCUGUUGAUGUUGAGCUGGAGAAAGCAGCUGGACCUGCCAGUUUCUUUGCAAAGACCCGUCAGCGGAUGGUUCUUGAUGGAGUGACUCUGGCAAACUUAGAAAUCUUUCAGAAUGGGUGCGGAGGAACAGAAGGGACACUGCUGGAGCGUUUGGACACCUGCUGUACCCCGUUUGGCAAGAGGCUGUUGAAGCAGUGGCUCUGUGCUCCUCUGUGUAACCCCACAUCCAUCAAGGACAGACUGGACGCAGUGGAUGAACUGAUGGGAGCUCAGGCCCAGGCUACUGAAGUCUCAGACCUGCUGAAGAAACUCCCAGAUUUGGAGCGUCUCCUGAGUAAAAUCCACAGCAUUGGCACUCCGCUGAAGAGCCAGGAUCACCCUGACAGCAGAGCCGUUCUCUAUGAGGAGGUCACCUACAGCAAGCGCAAGAUAGCAGACUUCCUUUCAGCACUGGAAGGGUUCAAAACUAUGCAGGAGAUCAUCAGUGUCCUUGCUCCAGUUUCAGGGGAAUCUCAAUCCACAUUGCUCCGUCAAGUCACCAGUCUGAAAGGCGAAAAGGAUGGCCUCUUCCCCGACCUCUCUGCUGAACUCAAGCGCUGGGAUACAGCCUUUGACCACCAGAAAGCUCGCACCACUGGUGUCAUCACCCCCAAAGCUGGCUUUGACCCAGACUUCGACCAGGCUCUGACUGGAAUCAAGAACUGCGAGCGAGAGCUGCAGGAUUACCUGGACAGACAGAAGAAGAGACUCGGCUGUAAAAACAUGUCCUACUGGGGAACUGGGCGAAACCGCUACCAGAUGGAGGUGCCCGACAGCGUCUCCGAGAGGAAUAUUCCCGAGGAGUACGAGGUGAAGUCGACAAAGAAAGGCUGGAAGCGGUACGUGACUAAAGAGACGGAGAGGCUGUUCUCAGAGCUGCAAGGAUUUGAGGAGAAGAGAGACGCUGCGCUGAAAGACUGCAUGAGGAGGCUCUUCUACAACUUUGACAAGAACUACAAAGACUGGAAGACUGGUGUGGAGUGCAUGGCAGUGAUUGAUGUGCUGCUGGCCCUGUCACGCUACAGUCAGGGUGGAGAUGGACCGAUGACCAGGCCACAGGUGGUGCUGCCCGAAAGCGAUGACCAAGUAGCGCCCUUCCUUGACCUCACUGGAUCCCGCCACCCCUGUGUCACCAAGACCUUUUUUGGUGAUGACUUCAUACCUAAUGAUGUCUACAUUGGCUGCCCUGGUGGCAGUGAAACUGAUGAAGAAAAGCAGCAUGCCUCUUGUGUCCUCGUCACAGGGCCAAACAUGGGUGGAAAGUCUACCCUCAUGAGACAGUGUGGACUUGUGAUCAUCCUCGCUCAGCUGGGUUGCUAUGUUCCUGCCGAGAGCCUGCGCUUCACACCAGUUGACAGAGUCUUCACUCGGCUGGGAGCCUCAGAUCGCAUCAUGGCUGGGGAGAGUACCUUCUUUGUGGAGCUAAGUGAAACUGCCAGCAUCCUGCACCACGCCACUAAACACUCGCUCGUGCUCCUGGAUGAAUUAGGAAGGGGCACAGCCACAUAUGAUGGCACAGCGAUUGCCAGUGCUGUUGUGAAGGAGCUUGCUGAGAAGAUCUGCUGUCGCACCCUCUUCUCCACACAUUACCACUCCCUGGUGGAGGACUACGCCAAAAGCCCUGCUGUGCGCUUGGGCCACAUGGCGUGCAUGGUGGAGAAUGAAUGCGAGGAUCCAAGUCAGGAGACCAUCACAUUCCUCUACAAGUUCAUCUCCGGUGCUUGCCCCAAGAGUUACGGCUUCAACGCCGCUCGACUCGCCAGCCUGCCAGAGGAGGUCAUUCAGUCGGGACACAGGAAGGCCAGAGAGUUUGAGAGGAGCACCAUCAGCCUCAGACUCUUCAAGAAGCUGUGUCAGUUCGCUGAAGACUCUACCCUGGGCAACACACACUUUGCUUCACUUGUUCAGAUGCUCAACACCCUGUAGUUUUGAAAACAUGCUUUGUUGUUGCUGAAUCAGUUUCUCUCAGCACUUGAAAAAACACUACUGUAAUGAUCUAAUAAAGUUUAUUUUUAAAAAAUGA
Messenger RNA from Epinephelus lanceolatus (giant grouper), 4389 nucleotides. RefSeq names its product mutS homolog 6 (E. coli) (gene msh6). Gene Ontology annotation, cellular component: nucleus; MutSalpha complex. The record is from RefSeq and is a predicted model, not a curated record. Lineage: Eukaryota; Metazoa; Chordata; Actinopteri; Perciformes; Serranidae. Gene Ontology annotation, biological process: mismatch repair. Gene Ontology annotation, molecular function: ATP-dependent DNA damage sensor activity; ATP binding; mismatched DNA binding.